ACCAACGCACACAUGGCGCCCCAGUGAGAAAUACAGAAAUAAAUAAGACAACGCGCAAGAGCGGAGUACACUGCACAUUGCGCAGAGAGAGAGAAGGGAGCGGUGGCCCUCCCUCACCUCACUACCUCAUCUGCUACCACUACUGCUUUCCCCUCCUCCCUUGCUCUGCCACAAGCCACAGCUCCAGGCACCAGGCUCCAGCUCCUCCCUAAUGGCGGCGGCCACUAGCCCUUCAGUAUCCUUCUCCGCUCUUAUUUUUCUUCUGCUCUACUUGUUCAGCUUCAGGCAGGCCGACGUGGCGGCGGCUGAUGCAUCCCCGGCGGAAAAUCCGUUCACCGCCCGAGCGGCCCUCAUCCGGUACUGGAACCGCAAGGUGCCCACCAACCGCGGCCAGCCGGCCUUCCUCCUCGCCAAGCUCUCCCCGCUCUCUGCCCUCGAUUCCGCCACUUUCUCCUCCCUUGCCGCCGCUGACCCCGCCUCGCUCUCCCUCCGGCUCCCCGUCCUCUGCGCCGCAGCGCGUAUCCUAUGCAACCCCGCCGACGCCAACACCUACUCCGCCGACUCCCGUAAGGACGACUCCUCCGCCUUCGCUGCCUACCAGAACUCCAACUUCUCCGACUACGGCUCCGGCGCCAAAGGUGGCAGCAACGCGUUUAAGAACUACUCCGACGACCUCAACGUCCCCGUCGAUUCCUUCCGCCGCUACAGUCGAGACUCCGUACGGCAUAAUGAGUCGUUCGCCUCGUAUGCUCCUGAUGGAAACGUCGUCACCGCCAAUUUCACCAGCUACGCCUCCUCCGCUACCGGCGGCGCUGGUGAAUUCUCCUCCUACGACCACGAGGCCAACGUGCCUAAUCUUAAGUUCACCAACUACGACGCCGCCGCCGCCGCCCGGAAACGCUCGUUCUCCAGCUAUUCCGACGACAGCAACGCCGGGGACCAGUCCUUCGCCGGGUACGGAAAGCACGGCAACAGCGUGCCUACCUCUUUCAAAAGCUACGCCGAAAACUCCAACGUCGUCGGUUCCUCCUUCGCCGGUUACGGCGAGAGCGCCAGCGGCGCCAACGAUUCAUUCGCCUCCUACGGAUUCGACGGCAAUGUGCCGGAGAACAACUUCCGUUCGUACGGCGCCGGCGGGAACUCCGGGUCAGAGAGUUUCGCCAGCUACCGCGACCAGUCCAAUGUCGGCGACGACAGCUUCAGCUCCUACGUCAAGGGUGGCAACGCCGAGGCCGUUGAGUUUGUCAAUUACGGCAACUCCUUCAACCCAGGGAGCGAUUCUUUCAAGGGCUACGCCGAGGGCUCCGCAAAGCACAAGGUCACUUUCAAGGGCUACGCCGGCGACAACACCACAUUUAAGUCCUACGCCAAAUCCGGGGUCGAUUUCAAGUCCUAUCGCAACUUCUCCGUCAAUCCCUCCUCCUCAUCGGAAGGCGACUCCGCCGGCGCCUCUCUCGUCUCUCUCCCGAAUGGGAAAUCGACCAACAGGUGGCUGGUGGAGCCAGGUAAGUUCUUCCGCGAGCACGACCUACGGCGUGGAAGUGUGAUGCCGAUGCCGGACAUCCGGGACAAGAUGCCGCCCCGGUCCUUCCUGCCGAGGUCAAUAUCGGGUCGGAUCCCAUUCUCCGCCGCCGACGUUCGUCAGAUCUUCGCCAUCCGGGAGGACACGGCGCUGGGGAAGGCGGUAACCGACACCGUGGCGGAGUGCGAGCGGGCGCCGAGCCGCGGGGAGACGAAGCGGUGCGCCACCUCGGCGGAGGACGUGAUCGACUUCGCUGUCUCGGUGCUGGGGAGCGACGUGGUGGUGCGAAGCACCGCCUCCACGAUGGGCUCCAAGACCGACAUCCUCAUUGGGGCAGUGAGCGGUGUGAACGGCGGUAAGGUCACCAAGGCGGUGUCUUGCCACCAGAGCCUCUUCCCUUACCUGGUCUAUUACUGCCACUCGGUGCCCAAGGUGAGGGUGUACGAAGCAGAUAUCCUGGCUGUCGAUUCCAAAGAGAAGAUUAACCAUGGCGUCGCCAUCUGUCACAUUGACACGUCAGCGUGGAGCCCGUCCCACGGCGCUUUCGUGGCGCUGGGGUCCAAGCCUGGUAUGAUCGAGGUAUGCCAUUGGAUCUUUGAGGGCGAUAUGACGUGGACGGUCGCAGAUUAAUCCAUUCAUAAAUUAUUAAAUAUAUAACAUUCCUCAAAGCAAAUAAAUGAACUCACAGGAGAAAUUUGUGCAACUGUGUGAACCGGAUCAGUCUUCUAGGUUUUGGUAAAUGUGGAUAUGUAUCUUGAUCCUCUCUCCCAAAUGGGGGGUGGGUAGGGUUUUGUGAAGCUUGUUCGUGGAAAAAGUUCUUAAUUAUUACUUUUCUUAUCCAAA
Molecule: messenger RNA, 2365 nt
Organism: Zingiber officinale
Lineage: Eukaryota; Viridiplantae; Streptophyta; Magnoliopsida; Zingiberales; Zingiberaceae
Product: BURP domain-containing protein 12-like
Exons: 1
Coding region: 212-2152 (646 amino acids)
Source: RefSeq, a predicted model, not a curated record